Messenger RNA from Trichoderma aggressivum f. europaeum, 582 nucleotides. RefSeq lists its product as uncharacterized. Gene Ontology annotation, molecular function: structural constituent of ribosome; rRNA binding. The record is from RefSeq and is a predicted model, not a curated record. Gene Ontology annotation, cellular component: ribosome; cytosolic large ribosomal subunit. Gene Ontology annotation, biological process: cytoplasmic translation. NCBI's taxonomy places the organism in Eukaryota, Fungi, Ascomycota, Sordariomycetes, Hypocreales, Hypocreaceae. The transcript has 4 exons. Bases 1 to 582 code for a protein of 193 amino acids.
AUGAGGUACAUUCACUCUCAGGAGAUCCUGGAAAUUCCAGAGGGCGUCAAGGUCAACAUCAAGACCCGUAUCGUCACCGUUGAGGGUCCCCGAGGCAAGCUCUCCAAGAACCUCGGUCACUUGGCUGUCAACUUCGGCCACCCCAAGAAGAACACCAUCUCCAUCGAGAUCCACCACGGCAACCGUAAAAAUGUCGCCACCCUCCGUACCGUCCGCUCCAUCAUCGAGAACUUGAUCACUGGUGUCACCAAGGGAUUCAAGUACAAGAUGCGAUACGUCUACGCCCAUUUCCCCAUCAACGUCAACCUGGACAAGAACAAGGAGACUGGUCUGUUCGAGGUCGAGAUCCGAAACUUCAUCGGCGAGAAGAUCGUCCGACGGGUUACCAUGCACGAGGGUGUCGAUGUUGAGAUCUCCAAGGCCCAGAAGGAUGAGCUCAUCCUGAGCGGCAACUCACUCGAGAACGUUUCCCAGAGCGCCGCAGAUAUCCAGCAGAUCUGCCGGGUGCGCAACAAGGAUAUCCGAAAGUUCUUGGACGGUCUGUACGUUUCCGAGAAGGGCAACGUUGUUGAGGAGGCUUAA